AUGGUGCAACUAGUGGACGACCCCGCCUGCAUCUACGGCCCCGCAACCAACGACACCACCUUCGCCGGCGCCCUCGGUUCCUACCACACCGCCGUCCGCGCCUGCAACGGCGUCAACUACCGCGCCUUCUCCCUGUCCGCCGCGUUCGCAAACCUCCUCAUCGGGCUUGUCACAACCUUCUACUGCUACCGUUUCUUACCCCACCGCCGAACGCCUUACAACAUCGGAACGCUCCUCAUGCCGGGUUUGGCUGUCUGUGGAGGCGUGAUCGAGGUCGUCAACGCUUUCACUUGGUCGCAGUUCUGGGGACAUCCCGAUGUAGGCCACGUUGCAAAGAUCUUUUAUUUCGCAGCUUCUUUGACGGCGGCGUUGGUCCAGAGUUAUCGCAUCGAUGUGAUUUUACUCGUUACGGGGAAGCCGAGGGUUUGGGCGAAAGUGGCGGUUGUGCUGCAUACGAUUUUGGGCGCGAUCUGUGGAGCGGUCUCGGUUGUGAUGUGGUUUAUAGGCGCUCAUGGGAAGAAGCCUUUGAUUAGUUAUUCUUAUCCAUACGCCUUCUACCUAACGUACGUAGCCUGCCUCGACACGGUCCUCUCCCUCCUCCUCCUCCGUCUCUUCUACAAACACACCGCCCUCGUCCGCUCCUACGACAAACUCACCCUGGCGGACGUCAAACUCUAUUCCCAACGGUUCCAAUUCGCCGCCAUCGGCCAACUCUUCGUGCUCAUCAUCUCCGCGGCGUUGUACUUGCUGUCGAGCGGGACGAACACGAUGGGAUACUCGUUUGGGACGUUGAGCAGUUUGUCGGUGCCGGCUGCGAUGGCGAUCAUGGUGUUUUCGAUAUUUACGUUGCAGGGGAUGGAGAGGAGGCGGACGGGAGGGAGUAGUGUGGCGAGGACGGGGUUGAGUACGGGGUUGAGGACGGCGGAGGGGCCGGGGAAACGGAGUUCCCUGGGGAGUUCCACCGCGGGACUGACAACAAAACCGUCAUUAACAAGAACGGAGUCAUUGGGCCACAAGCCGUCUCUAAUACGACCAGAACCCGUAUUGUCCCCCGACCACCCAUGA
Messenger RNA from Fimicolochytrium jonesii, 1065 nucleotides. RefSeq lists its product as uncharacterized. The record is from RefSeq and is a predicted model, not a curated record. The coding region runs from base 1 to 1065 and encodes 354 amino acids. The transcript has 3 exons. NCBI's taxonomy places the organism in Eukaryota, Fungi, Chytridiomycota, Chytridiomycetes, Spizellomycetales, Powellomycetaceae.